AUGGCCGACAUUGACAUGGACGUCGACAUGGACAUUGACCUCGGCUUGGACCCCGAAAUCGCCCAACUCGAGGCUGAGGCCAUGAAGAUUGAAGCCCGCUCCACCCAGAUCCACACCCAAGAUGACUCGACAACCGACCUUGCCGACAACCCCGACGAACUUGCCCCGACCAAGAUCCACAUCCGCGGUCUGGACAACCUCACCACCGACAACAUCAGACAAUUUGCUGGCGAGUACUAUUCGCUAGACGACUUCCAACGCGUCGAAUGGAUCGAUGACACGUCCGCCAACCUCAUCUACGAAUCAGAACAAGCCGCACAAGAAGCCCUGAUUGCUCUUUCCGACCUACCAGACGGCCACAAUGUCGCUCCUCUACACAUGCGCAGUGCCAAACCCCUGCCUUCAAACCCUGACACCCAACUCUACAUCCGCCAAGCCACCCUUGCCGACAAGAAGGCUCCUCGCGCCCACGAAAGAAGUCGCUUCUACCUCAUGAACCCAGACCACGACCCGAGAGAACGCAAGGGAGACUACGACAACAGAAGGAGAGGCCCACCGCGAAGAGACAACAGGCAAAGAAGCGAAGCGCCCAAGCCCUUCGACGUCAAUAUGUACGAUGAUGCAGAAGAAGAGUCGCCGACACUCGGCUACGACGACCAAGACGACCGCAGAAAUGCACGACGCAGGGACGAUCGUCCAAGGAGGCAGCGUGGAGGUGAUCUGUUCGCCGCAAAGGAAUCAGGCAGACUACGCGAUCGUAGUGCCUCUCCUGUAAGAGAUGGUGAUGGAAGAUACGGCUUCAACCAGGAGCAGCCAGAACGCAGAACAGCUCGUCGCAGGACCAUCUCACCCGCUCCUCGCAAGAAGGACCUCUUCCCUGCAGCCCGCGCCAGCAACGGCCCGAUCGAACUUUUACCUGCCAAAAGCUCCACCAAGACCUUCGGCCUCGAUGCCCCUCUUACCUCAACAAGCCCUCCCAAACGCAACAGAGAACUAUUCCCCAACAAAUCUGCUCGCAGCAAUCACCGCCGAUCAGACGCUCUCGACGCUGGUGAGACUGCCACCAUCAGGCGUACCCUGGCUGAUCGCAUAACUGGCGGUCCAGACACAAGUGGCUUCAGCAUCAGAGGUAGUGCGCAAGCAGAUGUACCAGGCUUCUCAAUCCGUGGUGCUUCUCGAGAAGUCAAUCCUAAAGUCAAGGAACUGUUCCCUUCCAAGUUCAGCGGUGGAGCUGAGCCGAACGACUUGUUCGCCGACAAGAUGAGGGAUCGCAAUACUCAACGCAGACGUGCCGAGGACAUGAUGUAG
This is a messenger RNA of Aureobasidium namibiae CBS 147.97, 1308 nucleotides long. RefSeq lists its product as uncharacterized. NCBI's taxonomy places the organism in Eukaryota, Fungi, Ascomycota, Dothideomycetes, Dothideales, Saccotheciaceae. The record is from RefSeq and is a predicted model, not a curated record. Bases 1 to 1308 code for a protein of 435 amino acids. Gene Ontology annotation, cellular component: nucleus; cytosol. Gene Ontology annotation, molecular function: mRNA binding; RNA 7-methylguanosine cap binding. The transcript has 3 exons.